Messenger RNA from Diachasmimorpha longicaudata, 1657 nucleotides. RefSeq names its product cleavage stimulation factor subunit 2-like. Lineage: Eukaryota; Metazoa; Arthropoda; Insecta; Hymenoptera; Braconidae. The transcript has 8 exons. Gene Ontology annotation, molecular function: mRNA binding. Gene Ontology annotation, biological process: mRNA 3'-end processing. Gene Ontology annotation, cellular component: mRNA cleavage and polyadenylation specificity factor complex. The coding region runs from base 103 to 1437 and encodes 444 amino acids. The record is from RefSeq and is a predicted model, not a curated record.
AGCAUCCCGGGAGUAUUCCUGUCGUGACCUUCCUCCGCGUAGAGUGUGUACUGCAGUAAAUAAUCAACAAUUAUCCCAAAUAAUUAACAAUCAGUUGGAAAAAUGACCAAUUCGAAUUCAGAUCAGUCCCUUAUGGACAAGUCAAUGCGAAGUGUCUUUGUGGGAAAUAUUCCGUAUGAAGCUACUGAAGAGAACCUGAAGGAUAUCUUCAGCGAAGUUGGACCAGUCCUGUCAUUCAAAUUAGUAUACGACCGAGAGACAGGGAAACCGAAGGGCUACGGUUUCUGCGAAUACAAGGAUCAGGAGACCGCCCUGAGUGCAAUGAGAAAUCUCAACAGUUACGAAAUUGGCGGACGAACCCUGAGAGUCGACAAUGCAUGCACAGAGAAGAGUCGUAUGGAAAUGCAGAGUCUUCUGCAGACUCACAACACCGAGAAUGCUUACGGUGAAGCUGUACAGUCUGACAAAGCACCAGAGGCAAUCUCCAAAGCAGUAGCGGCGCUACCACCAGAACAAAUGUUCGAACUGAUGAAGCAAAUGAAACUCUGCAUUCAGAAUAAUCCCACGGAGGCGAGGCAACUGCUCCUGCAAAAUCCACAACUGUCCUACGCACUUCUGCAGGCUCACGUGGUCAUGAGAAUCGUGGAUCCUCAGACUGCUGUCAGCAUGCUGCACAAGGCCAAUCCCAUUCCUGCAGUGCUCACACCAAGUGAACAUCCACCCAUUCCAACUUUUCAACCGAGAAUUGAGGAGCCAUGGGCAACUCCUAGGACUGCCCCUGUUGUCAAUCCACCCCCACCGAUUUUUGCAGGUAAAGAUGUAGAUUUGCGAAUGCUAGAGAGACCUAUCGACCACAGAUUAGGAAGAAUGGACAUGGAUCUGAGAACUGCAACCCAGCCGCCACCAAUUGCAGUUGUACCACCAGUAGUUCCCCCAAUGAUGGACACUCGUUCUCCAGUCUUCAAUUCUCCAGAUAAAUUCACUCCUUUGAUUAGCACUCUUCCUGCAGAGGCAAUUGAGAGCAGUUUCUCGCGAGAUCCACGAGCAGAUCGAUUUGGGAGGGAUCCGCGUGACGCCAGGGACCCUAGACUGACAGUGGACACGAGGAUGAACAAAUCUACUCCACCAACCCUUGCGACGUCUCCCCAAGGCCCUCGUCCAGUAGUAGCACCAGCCGUACCCCCAGUCAACAUCAACAGUGUCAGUUCAACAACUUCGUCACCAGGAUUUAGCGCAUCUAGCGCAGCUGCGUCGAGACUUAUGGCUGGCAUGUCCCCUGCCGGAAACAUUCCCAGUGGAGCUUCUGAUCAAGAGAAGGCUGCAUUGAUCAUGCAAGUACUCCAGCUGACAGAUGACCAGAUCGCCAAGCUCCCCAUAGAGCAGAGACAAAGUAUUCUUGUGCUGAAGGAGCAGAUUGCCAACAGCACUCCAAGAUAAUUAUUUCAACAAUUGAUUUUUACAUGCUUGUAAAUAAAAAUGAUGAUUGGAUGAAAUGUAGCAGUUGUUAAAUGCGCAAGUUAUAUUCUGCUCAAUGUUUUCGUUUACUGGAGUCUUUUGUAUACCUAUUACUCUGACUUUCUGGAAGUAAAUGAAACAAACAAUUGGAAGAAGACAUUUGUUUUGAAAUUCACGUUAAUAAAUGCAUAAGAAAAAAAUA